AUGUCCGGUUCUGAGGACACCAAACCUCUUUCCGAUGCCACGCAGAAGUUGAAGAAGACUGGAUAUACAAAUCCUGCUUUCAAAGCCAUGGGAAUCCCCACUCUACGCCUACCUUCGCGCAAUUGGAUGAUAUUUUGGACAGUAUUGACGGUGUCAGUUUCAGGAAUCGUUUACGACAAACAGCAACAGAAAAAGAUUACCAAGAAAUGGUGCACACUAGUAGAGCCGCUUUCAAAAGAAAAGCUGGCUGUCAAUGAACGCCCCAGAAAAAUUACGGUUUUCGUUGCACCUCCUCCCAGCGACUACCUUGACACCAGUAUGACUAUCUGGAAACGUUACGUGAAGCCGGUACUUUUUUCCAGUGGUGUCGAUUACGAGAUAUUCACAGAAGAAAGCCAGGGUUUGAUCCGGGUGGAGGUGGCUGAGAGGAUACGAGAGCUCAGGCGAGAGUUGAUCAAACACGAUGCUGAAUUAAAGUGGUUAGAAGCUGAGGGUAAGAUCUGGAAUAAAUUUAAGAAAGCAAUCACUCAAGGCGUAAGUCGUUUAAGAUCAGCUGAAGAGUUAGAUUCAGAGAAAGAAAAGAUUUUGGCGCUAAAGUAUAAAACAGACUUUGAUUACAAGAAUUUACUUGGGGUCUACCGUGAGAAUAAAAAUCGCAACCUGAAAAUUGUCAGUCAAGAUUCUCUCGUUACUGAUCCUUCGAUGUCGGGAGGUGUCAUCUGUAUUGGUCGUGGUGCUUACAAGGAAUAUAUAGAUGGUCUACAUGAGGGAUUUUUGGGCCCAUUGGAUCCUCCACAAACUCAAAAGUCCGGAGCAACCGAAAAUCAGGAAACAGAAGCACAAACUAUCAAUCCACCUGCGAAGGAACAAAGCAGCGAGCAGGAGAACUCGGCUGAGCAUGUUGAAGAACCAGGCGCGACAGAAGAGCAAGCCGCAACUGAAACAAGUGAAGAGGCUCCAGAAAAGCCUAAGCCACUACCUAAACCAUAUAUCACUGCAGCAGAGUACGCUAGCGCAAAAAUUCCAAGCGAACUAGCCUCAUCUGAUAUAAUUCGGGAGGUAGAAUCGCAAAUCCCAGCGCUAUUUCACCAGCCUAUUUUAGUCCUUCCAAUGCCCCACCUGGUGGGUUUCCUGAACAUUCCUGAACGUAUUUAUCGCUUUUACAGGAAAAGAUAUGUGGCCGAUGCAUUUUGCCGGGCCACUGCUAGCUGUGUCCUACAGAAAGUUAGACCAUUCGAACCAACAAUGGACCUAGACCUCGCAAAACUCGAAGAAAACGAUUGGCCCAAGAAAUGGGUCCAGCAGGGCAAAGAGAGAAACAGCGAAUGGGUACGAGAGCUACAAGGAGACGAGAGAGUGCUAACUAAACUGAGGGUUUUCGAACCAUCAAUGAUUGACGACGAAGAGAAUUGA
Molecule: messenger RNA, 1413 nt
Organism: Lachancea nothofagi CBS 11611
Lineage: Eukaryota; Fungi; Ascomycota; Saccharomycetes; Saccharomycetales; Saccharomycetaceae
Source: the annotation of a GenBank genome assembly